GUCAGUAAAAAAGGAAGCAGAAAAACCACCGUGAAGGUAUAGGCCUUAGUGAUUAGAUAACAUGAAAUGAUUAUCAGCAAAUCACAAGAGAAAUGUGGCAAAACCUGAAACAAUAUUUGCACAGAUAUAAAGCACCCUCAAGAGGGGGAUAUGCCGCAUAAUUUUGCUUGCACGCCCGUGCUUAUUUGUUGAACAGAGAUUAGUGAAACAUAUGUGAUAGUACAAAAGUAGUCUAUCAGCUCCACCUGUAAUAGUGAGCUGAAUAGCUGUGGGAAUAACACUGGUGGAAACAUGGCGACAGGCUGCGCAUGGUUCCUGGUGCUGGGCUCCGUGUUUCUCUGCAAUCUCAUGAAAAUACUCCUGCCUAGCAUUUCAUCUUUCCUGACAAAGAUGGUGCAGAAAGACGCCGAGCAGGAGAGUGAGAUGAGGACUGAAAUCCAGCAGAUGAAGAAGGAGCAGUCCUCCAUAAGCAUGAUGGAUGAGUUUGCAAGAUAUGCCAGGCUGGAGCGUAAAAUUAACAAAACUACAGAUAAGCUUAAGACACAUGUGCAGUCGAGAACCGCUCAACAAGCCAAAAUGAAAUGGGUUGUGAACAUCAUCUUUUACAUACUGCAGGCUGCUCUGAUGGUCUCACUGAUAUGGAAGUAUUACGCUGAUCCAGUGACUGUGGUCCCCAGUAAAUGGAUCGCUCCUGUGGAGCGACUCGUGGCUUUCCCAACAGGAGUGGCAGGUGGUGUGGGAAUCACUUGUUGGCUGGUGGUUUGUAACAAAGUAAUCACACUGGGCCUCAGUGCCAUCAGUUAGAGAACUCGGCUGUGAUUCGGCUGCCUGCACGUCUUCUUGGAAAUGAAUUUGGUGUUUAACACGAAGAUAAGACUGCUCUCCAAUUGCAGUAUUAAUUUAUUAUUAUUGUAACAUUGUGUUUUCUAUUUUUGUUGAAUGAAUGUUUUGAUUUCUUACCAACUGGAUAGAAUUGUGACAUUUUCUUUCUUUCUUUCUUUUAAAUAAACUAUUAAAACCAAAUUUUGUAUUUUCCAAGUUGGGAAACAUCCAACAAAAACAACUCGGGUAGUUUUUGUUUAGUUCCAAAAAUAUUGGUCUGAUUUCUUUUUUUUAAAGUCAAAACAAAACAUAAGAAAUUCUAA
Molecule: messenger RNA, 1145 nt
Organism: Poecilia latipinna (sailfin molly)
Lineage: Eukaryota; Metazoa; Chordata; Actinopteri; Cyprinodontiformes; Poeciliidae
Gene: get1
Product: guided entry of tail-anchored proteins factor 1
Exons: 5
Coding region: 292-804 (170 amino acids)
Biological process (GO): tail-anchored membrane protein insertion into ER membrane
Cellular component (GO): GET complex
Molecular function (GO): protein-membrane adaptor activity
Source: RefSeq, a predicted model, not a curated record